UGCGAUCGUAUGCUGCGACUGUCUGGUUACCAGACUCUGGUAGUUUAAACGUCCUUGGCAUUGACAAACAAAUUAAAAAAAAAUCUCAAAUGCUCGACACAUUGCGAGCACGCAAAAUCGCCGCCACUAUAAAUCAGUCGAACGCGUGGUUUAGUUAAAGUAACAUGUCAUGAGCUACCUGCCUAGUUUUACGAUUUUUGAAAUGGACGCGUGGACUGUGGGAAUAGCCAUCGCGGCGGUCGCCUUGGUCGCCCUGAUUCUUAAAUUUAUUAAUUCGCAGAUGCGGAUUAAGCGAAAAUUAAAUUGGAUGCCGCACGUGCCUGGGUGGCCUGUCUUAGGAAAUGCUCUGGAGUUUACGGACAGUGGAAGUUUUUUAACGACACUAACAAAAUUUAACCAAAAAUAUGGAAAAAAUUUCUUCCUGCAAAUUGCAAGCCAAAAUAUCAUCGUCAUAACCGAUUACAAACUUUUGGAGUUUGUUUUGAGCUCUAAUAAAGUUUUGGAAAAAUCAAAGAAUUACAAUUUUUUGCACACAUGGCUUGGAACUGGACUAUUAACAUCAACAGGUGCAAAAUGGAAAGAGCGCAGGAAGAUCAUAACUCCAACUUUCCAUUUCCAAAUUUUGGAGCAAUUUGUAGACGUUUUUGAAAAUCAAGGAAAAAUUUUGAUAAAGAAACUGGAAAAAGAAGUUGGGAAAGAUAGUGUGAAUAUUUUUCCUUAUGUAACGUUAUGUACUUUGGACAUUAUAUGUGAGACCGCCAUGGGGACCUCAAUAAACGCCCAGGACAGCAAAAACCUGGAGUACGUGGCGUCGGUGAAGGAAAUGUGCCGUCUUAUCGUAGUGCGCGGAUUUUCUGCAUUCUUGAUGUACGAUUUCCUCUACAAGUUAUCCUGGGAAUACCCCAAAGAGAAAAAAGCCCUUAAAAUCAUCCACAGUCACACGAAUUCGGUGAUUAACUCUAGAAGAAAGGAACUUGAAGAAGAAGAAAAGAACGCCGGGACAGCUGUUGAAGAUGAUUCGGGUGUGAAGAAGAAGUUCGCAUUUUUGGAUAUGUUGUUGAAGUCUUCUGUUAAUGGAAGAAAAUUAACUGAUGAGGAUAUUAGGGAGGAAGUUGAUACUUUUAUGUUUGAGGGUCAUGAUACCACCACCUCUGCAAUCAGCUUUACUUUGUAUUGUUUGACCAAACAUCCAGAGAUACAGGAUAAAGUACUCGAAGAACAAAAGCAAAUAGUUGGUGACGAUUUUAAUAAACCAAUUACGCACCGUGAUUUACAAUCGAUGAAAUACUUGGAAAACGUUAUCAAGGAAGGAAUAAGAAUGUAUCCUCCAGUGCCUUUUUAUGCUAGACAUGUUAAUGAAGAACUUACUUUUGAAGGACACAAAAUUCCAAAGGAUGUAUCAUUGUUUAUUUAUGCAUUUGGUGUUAAUAAUGAUCCUGAUAAUUUCCCUAAUCCAGAGAAAUUUGAUCCCAGUAGAUUUGAAAUUAUAGAUGGAAAAUCGCCUUACUCUUACAUACCUUUUAGUGCUGGACCAAGAAAUUGCAUAGGGCAAAAAUAUGCAAUGCUUGAAAUGAAGAGCACAAUAUCCAGAAUAAUUAGGCAUUUUGAGUUGUUACCAAGUAUUCCAGAACACAGCGUGCAGUGUGCAGCGGAAACUGUUUUAACUUCUAAGAACGGUAUUAAUAUUAGACUAAAGAAGCGUAAUUCCAAAUAAGUUUGUAAGUGUAAUAAAAAUGUUGGUUUGUUUAUUUUUAAAAAAGUACCUAUGUGUUUUUGUAAACAACAAAUAAAUAAAAAUUUUAUUAAUAGGC
Molecule: messenger RNA, 1811 nt
Organism: Brassicogethes aeneus
Lineage: Eukaryota; Metazoa; Arthropoda; Insecta; Coleoptera; Nitidulidae
Source: the annotation of a GenBank genome assembly